Molecule: messenger RNA, 1710 nt
Organism: Aethina tumida (small hive beetle)
Lineage: Eukaryota; Metazoa; Arthropoda; Insecta; Coleoptera; Nitidulidae
Product: MORN repeat-containing protein 3
Exons: 5
Coding region: 139-972 (277 amino acids)
Source: RefSeq, a predicted model, not a curated record
UGACGUAAAAAUCUUUCUUUCAGUACCGAAUAUCCGAAAGCUGUUGUGAGGCUUAAUUUAGACCCUGUCGAUGCGAACCGAAAACUGACAUCCCAUCGAUUAAACAUUCAAUCGUAAAGCCGUAAUAUCCACAUAAAAAUGCCAUUUUUGAAGUCGCACGUGAAAUUAAUCCCGAGAUCGCGAUUAAUCGAACGCACCACAUACCGGGACGGUCUGAGACACGCGAUAUUCACCGCGAUCGGAGAUCAAAAGUACAUCGGCGACUGGCGAACGGACGUGAAAUGCGGCAAAGGCGUGCUGUGGCACCGCGAUCAAAAGGUUUACGAGGGCGACUUUAAAGAUAAUCUGCGACACGGUUUCGGAGUGUUGGCACGCAGGAUACCUGAUUGCAACGUGUACACUUUGGAGUACAGAGGCGAUUGGAGAUAUGGGAAGAUGGAGGGAAACGGUCUGAGGGUUUAUAAGGAUGGUAGCUUUUACAAAGGGGAGUUUUUGAGGGGCAAACGUCACGGGUACGGACAAAUGUGGUAUGCCGAUCACUCUUUUUAUGACGGUGAGUGGGUGAAGGAUUUACGACAAGGUGAAGGGAUGUACGUGUAUCCGAAUGGUAACCGCUACGAAGGACAGUGGAAUCUUGACGUUAAACACGGAAAAGGAGAAUAUUUCCAUCUGGACAGUGGUCAAUUGCAGGAAGGACUUUGGAAAGAGGAUCACUGUCUUACGAGUACGUUAAGGGACAUACCUUACAGACAGACUAGCAGUUAUCCCACUCCGUUCCCCAUUCGAAAUGCUGAAAUUAAAAAUGCUGAUAAGUUCGCCCGCCACAUGAUGAGGAUAUUGAAAAUUAAAACAUUACAAGGAGUUUGUGGUGAAACCAAUGCGGGUUACGCUGACGAGACCAAUUCGUCCUCAAGUUCGGAUCUUUCAAACGAUUUGGAAGUUUACUGUGAGCUUUAUGAUAGUCAAUCAUAAAAUUACUUGACCAGCAUGUGUCAAACAACCAACAUUAAAUAAAAACAUAUAAAAUGCAUAAACUUAAAUGUACACUUUGGAGUACAGAGUCGAUUGGAGGUAUGGGAAGAUGGAGGAAAACGGUCUGAGGGUAUAAAGGAUGAUAGCUUUUACAAAGGGAGGUUUUUGAGGGCUAAACGUUACAGGUACGGACAAAUGUGGUACGGUGAUCACUCUUUUUAUGAGGGUGAGAUGUUUUGGUAAUAUAUGUGAAGUCCACCUUUCGUAAAAGUUUUAAGGUGAACGGAUGAAGGAUUUGUGACAAGGUGAAAGGUUGUACGUGUAUCCGAAUGGUAACCGCUACGAAGAACAGUGGAAUUUUGAGGUUAAACACGGAAAAAGUGAAUAUUUCCAUCUGGACAGUGGUCAAUUACAAGGAAGACUUUGAAAAGAAAAUCAAUGUAUUACGACUAUGUUAAAGGACAUACCUUACAGACAGACUAGCAGUUAUCCCACUCCGUUCCCCAUUCGAAAUGCUGAAAUUAAAAAUGCUGACAAGUUCGCCCGCCACAUGAUGAGGGUAUUAAAAAUUAAAACAUUGCAAGCAGUUUGUGGUCGAACCAAUGCGGGUUACGCUGACGAGACCAAUUCGUCCUCAAGUUCGGAUCUUUCAAACGAUUUGGAAGUUUACUGUGAGCUUUAUUGAUAUUCAAGUAAAUAUAAAACAAUCAUUUAAUAAAUGAAAUAUACAAAUUUUAA